CAUCGUGCGGUCAAUGACCAACCAGAUAAGGCUCGUUGUGCCGAAAAAAGGGAUGGUUUAUACAAAUGGAAUUGGUUCCAAUGGAACUGUGAUCGGGUUAGACACCCGAACUGCGGUUGGCCAUUGAAUAGCACUGCAGUGCACUAUAUCGAGGCUAGAGAGGAACGCAGUACCAGUUUUACCAAUAGAAGCGCACGAUCAGUCUAAUGUUUCCGCGUCGUGCACCAGAGACUCUCGUUUGACACUUCAUCGUUCCGGAUCGAGUUGAACUGGUCGCGUACCAGUUUAAUUGCUCCGAAAAAAGUAUGUUACUCUCACUUUUAGGUCUCUAAACAAAUCAAAUUCAACCCAACAGAGUCGUUCGGCGGCAGUGAAACAUAGUCGAUGAAAAAAACAAAAGAUUUCUGUCUUCCGCCUCGCACCCGCCGUUCCGACGAUUGCAAAUUCGAGACAGAGUCUACAUUGUUGAAUGAACGAUGAUUAAAUUAAAUAGUGAGACAUAAUUGAAUGAUGAUCAACGAAUGCCCUCUUGCCCUAGUCAAACAUUUAAAAUACUAGAAAAGUUCGAAGUCUUGUCUAAUGUGAUUUGCAUAGUUGAAAACGAACAAAUUCAAUGAAACAACAAGCAAAUACAAAUAAAAUCUAGAAAAAAACAGCGAGACAUCCAAUAAUCACACCAACAUACUGAAUUGUACUCCUCUGAAGGAGUCGAUCGAAAAUGGAGCGAUAUUAAUCUGCGAUCCGUUUUGCUUUCCCUUUUUUCUCUUUCUUUGUACCCUUUUCACCUGCGUCGAACACGGAUUGAGCAGAUAUGAUGCCCGCGGUGCGUUACACGAUCUCACUCCGUACGAACCACCGCCCGGAGGUUACCAGGAUCGAUUGGAGGGUCUUACGCCGGCGGAGCAGAAAGCGGAACGCCUGUGUGAAAACGAACGCUACUACAGUCUAUUCAAAAAUGAGGUAGAGGAGGAGAUGUAUCAGGAAGAAACUUUGAAACGAGAGACGAGGCUCGGUAACCAGAUAGCCUUCAACUACGAUGCACCACCGGCUGAAGCUGCCACCGUGGCGACGGUCGAGGAACGUUCGGCCAGCGAUCAGGAAGACGAUCCGUACGUACUGCCAGCCAACUUCGAAGUACCAUCCGACAUUCCUCUUCCGGAAACGAUGAAAGAGCACGCGAUUAUCGAGAAAACGGCCAAGUUCAUCGCGUCGCAGGACGUCCAAAUGGAGAUUCUGCUGAAAACAAAACAGUCCAACAAUCCUCAGUUUAAUUUCCUCAACCAAAGUAGCCAUCUGUUUCGCUACUAUCGGCAUGUUCUGUUGGCAUUCCGAACCAAUCAAUAUCCGUGCACUGUCGAGCAGCAGGAUGAGACGGAAAGACAGAGUGCAGAAGUAGCACCGGGGGACGGUGACAUCGAACGAGAUGGUGAAGUGGCUGGUGUUAGACCGGUGAUCGUUGUCCCGACAAUUAAGUACAAACCUUCGGUCGACUGUGCGUACACACAGCUGAUCAGUAAAAUCACAGGCACACCCAUACCGACAAUGUCGGAGAAUCCUGAAACGAACGAAGAACAGGCGCCCGAGGCUACUCAAUCGGCCACAUUGCUUUUGAAUGAGAGUGAAAGCUGUGUCGUUAGUUCGGAGCCGGCCACAUGCGUGGAGGUGAAAUCAGUGUCUACCGGGCUGGCCGGAUUGGUCCAGUACGAUUCCGGAAGCAGCGAUGAAGAAAAUUACGAUGCAUCAAAGCGAAAGUCCUUCGAAACUGGAGAAAAAAAUGAAACCGAGCCAUUGCUUCCUUUCACUGCAGCAGUUCCCGCGUUAGCCAUUCAGCACGUAAUCGAUAGGACGGCCAUCUAUGUAGCAAAAAAUGGUUACAGCUUUGAGGAAGCACUACGGGCAAAGAAGGAUCCUCGUUUCGUGUUUCUAAACCAAGCGCAUCAGUUUUACCCGUAUUAUGCGUACUGCGUGCGGCAACGGAUGAACGCGAGUGGUGGUGGAUCUGCGUCGACGUUCCCGUCAAGCUCACCGCCUAAAGCGACGGUUGUUAGGAUGGAAACCGAAAAUGGAACCGUAGUGGAAACGACUCCAAGUUUGGGUAUUAUAACAGUCCAUACGGCAGCUCCCAAGACAGUUGCUGCUCCGGUGAGUAAGAUUCAACAUCAAAAGUUGGGAGCUCCGGUAAGCUUUUCGCUUCCUCGCAAAGCGAAGGAUGAUGCCGGAAGCAAGGUGUUGGCGAGCGAUGACGACGAAGAGGAAGCAGUGAAAGAAACCGAAUCACAGGAACACGUUAGCGACGGCCUAAAGCUUGCUCAAGCAGAAGUUGAGCUGACAAAUAAUCCACUGUGCGAGGAAGUCCCACCAACAUCUACGACAAUCGUUAACUCAAACAAGGAGGUUGUUGAUGACAUCCAAGUGGACGCAUGCACACAGGACGUGCAUGAAACGAAGGCUUCCAUCCAAACUGAGUCCAUCGGUGCAGAAGAAAAUCAAGCCACGGAACAGGAACCAAUGGUCUCUAAGGAAAAACAAGCGGAACGCAAGAAACGCGCUAGCAUGUUUGUGAAUCUUAUCAAGCACGCGGAUCAGAAGACGCCGGUCUCGGCCGCCGCAGUAGAUGCAGAGCGCACACCAGGCACGAAAUCGCCUACGCCCGAUGGUGACGUUAGCAAUGACGUGGAUGAAGGAUCGAUUCAUUCGAUACACUCAACGAGUGCAUCACCGAAGGACCAGAGAUUUAACACCAUCAUGACAACCGUAACGACGGUGAUCGACGAUGACGAUGAUGAUGUGGUGCUGGUAAGCGAAACGCGACUCGCUCCCCGACGCUCUCGUUCACGGUUGUCGCGCUCGUGUUCGCGAGGAAUCCACGUGGCCAAAGUGGAACGAUCGUGUAACAAUGAUAGGAACGGAAGCCGGCGAUCGAAGAAGAAAAAGUCCAAAAGCCGGCAUCGAUCGAGGGACGGGGGAAAUCGGGCGAAAUCGAAAAAGAAAUCGAAGAAAAAGUCACUCUCUCGUUCACGGUCUCGUGAACGAUCACGCAGCAAGCGUGAUCGAAGUCAGAGUAAGUCUCCCGGCAACAAACGACACAGUCACAGUCGUAGCCGGAAGCGGUCACGCAGCCGGAACAGCAGCCGUAAUCCUUGCGUGAAACGAUCGCGUGUGCACAGAGCGAACUCGAGCCCUUCUGCGUCUAGCGGGCACUCCAGAUCGCGAUCCCGCUCGAAAAGUAAACGAUCAGAAAAUCGACGCCCAAAGGACGAGCGAUCGAGUCGCGUAAAGAAACACAGUCAAACGAAAGAUCGAUCGAACAGUCGGGCUUCCCGCGGAAGGAGUGAUAGCGAUUCGGAUGGCCGGUACCGCAGGCGGCAGCAUGAGAAAAAGGAACGAGACAGAAAGGGCCAUGAUGACCGAUAUCCUCCUCCGUCCAGAACGAGAUACUGGGAUUGCUGAACGACCAUGAAAUCGCCACGAAUCAUAUCGACGAACAGGGAUCAGUCAUCCCGAUGGUAGAUAACGGACCGAGAGUACAAUCGAUGCACGUCGGUGCUCUGCCUGCAAAAUUGGAAUUGAUAAGAAAAAUGAACUGUUUAAUAAAAUGUAUUUUAAUG
Anopheles bellator is the source of this 3608-nucleotide messenger RNA. Its product is annotated as protein suppressor of white apricot-like. NCBI's taxonomy places the organism in Eukaryota, Metazoa, Arthropoda, Insecta, Diptera, Culicidae. The coding region runs from base 973 to 3450 and encodes 825 amino acids. Gene Ontology annotation, molecular function: RNA binding. The transcript has 3 exons. The record is from RefSeq and is a predicted model, not a curated record. Gene Ontology annotation, biological process: mRNA 5'-splice site recognition; RNA processing.